UCUAUCACGGCAGUUCAGCAAUAACUACCUACACGCGUCGUCUCACCAAUAGUAACACGACACGCUACCUAUUAAAAAAGACCGGAAUCUAUUACACUUUUCUAUCACGGCCAUUUCCCUGCACGCCACGCGUCAUACUUGAACACAUGUUUAAAUCCACGCGCGGAGGUCCCCUGAAACUCCGGCGACGUCGCAAUGAGUCGGGACGAGCGCCUUAAAUCAAAUUACCCGCCGAGUCAAGGGUCCCAGUCAUCUGAGUCCGGCAUACUCAAUGAUAGCAUUCUCGUGCUCCUCUUCAAGACCAUCAAAUGGGACGUUCAAACUCUCUGCCUGACCUCUUUGGUCAAUCGGAAGCUCCGAGCCAUAGCGGAGCGUGUGCUCUGGCGCGAGCUCUGCGUGUACCGGGCGCCCCGCAUGGUGGCCUCAUUGGCCCAUGAUACGGCGCACGGUCGGUUCUGCGGCGGGUGGCACGCGCUCGCGAAGAUAAUGUUCUUCUGCUGUGGUUGCGAGUCAACGCGGCAUUUCAAGGUGAAUCAGCCCUCGCCGGGUCACUUCGUGAAGGCCGCUCGGUUUUCUAAAACCUCGGGCCGGAGCUUCUUGAGCAAGAAGUGUCGGGGAGAUUUGUUGUACGUGAGUGACCCGUGCGAGCAUCCCACUACGGGCGACAAGGAAGAUGAUUACCUGGGGAUUUACAGAGGCGUAUUCAAGGGAUUCACCAGGUCGACGACGAGGGCGAGCUUGAUCGGAAGGCAGGCGGCGCUGGAGGACAGAGUGAGGUGUCCUUAUUGCAGGGCUCGCGUGUGGAGCAUGACGACGGCUCGGUUGGUGCCCAAGAGCGCAGCAAGGCGGCUAGGCUCGCACGAUGGGGGCUUGGAGUAUUUCGUGUGUGUGAAUGGGCACUUGCAUGGAACAUGUUGGCUGGUGCCGUUAUCGUCCGACGAGGAUGAAACCAACGGCGACGAUGAAGACAAUGGUAGUGACGGUGGGAAUAUCGAUACUCAGACUGGGAUGGAAGGCCAUCAGUAACAGAUCAUCAAGUAAUGAGUUAACAGGGUGAAAAAUGGAGAUGAAUAAAUUCCUUGGUGGAUCAGGCUGGAUAUAUAAUUAAGAAUUAUAAUGUGCCUCCUCAUUUUAUCUUUUAUUUUUACUUAAUAUUUUUUAUUUAUUAAUUAAA
Juglans regia (Persian walnut) is the source of this 1174-nucleotide messenger RNA. Its product is annotated as EID1-like F-box protein 3. The record is from RefSeq and is a predicted model, not a curated record. The coding region runs from base 196 to 1026 and encodes 276 amino acids. The transcript has a single exon. Lineage: Eukaryota; Viridiplantae; Streptophyta; Magnoliopsida; Fagales; Juglandaceae.